Molecule: messenger RNA, 411 nt
Organism: Effrenium voratum
Lineage: Eukaryota; Dinophyceae; Suessiales; Symbiodiniaceae
Source: the annotation of a GenBank genome assembly
AUGGAGAGGGAGGAGCGAAAAGCUCAGCCUGUGGCUGAGAAGGCCUUACGCGAAGCCAAGCAAGCGCUUGAGGAGAGGGCUCAGAUGGAAUGGGCCUUAUCUGACAACCACAAGCACGUCCGCAUCAUGAGCCUGAGUGCCAGCAACACUGUGAGACCUCGCUUUGCCGGCGGUGCCAUUCUGCUACUCUGCAAGGACGACAUGGAAGGCCUUCUUUGGCACAGAGAAGAGUUGCAGUCGCAGUUCCACCAACUCAAGAAAGGAAUGAUUGUGUUCUCCCCAGUACUUUCAUAUUUGGUGGAGUCAUGCCUUGAAGGCAAUAGUCGUCCCCGGAGACCCUGCGAGCCGAUCAAAUUUUCAAUGGGCUGGAAGUCCCGCUCGAGCGGAGCGAGAGGUGGACCUUGGAAGUGA